CUUUAAAAAAAUGGCGUUCAGUCAAAAUCAUAUGGAAUGAAAGUUUCUUGUGAGAAAAAGUACUUCGUGGUUUAUUUUCUUCAAUUCUACGUAAAAUAGUGAAAUUAAGUGGUAAAUAAUCAAUCGCAAGACGUGUGCAUUGUGUUGAAGUGCAUCCGUAAUUGCGUAAUGUUGGAGAAAUGAUAUACAAUGGGGUCAACUUUAGAAAUACUCAGUCAGUUUUGGGCCAGUAUUUGUGGUGGAUAUUUCUUCGAUCCACAUCAAAACACAUUUUGCAAUGCAAUUCAUUUGUAUUUGUGGCUAUUCUUGUUGGUAACGCCGUUCGUAUCCUUUCUGUACUUUCCCGAAGCACUAACAACAUGGGGACUGUAUGUCCUUUCGACAUUAAUUGUCAUCACCGCAGUGAAAUUAUUGAAUCUGGCGUUGCAUGUAAUGUACGACGAAGCUCAGAUAGUGUCGGAUACAAGCCUCAAGAAAUCGACAAAAAAUCUGAGACAAGCACCGACUGACGAAGAUGGGGGCAUCGAAAUGCAAGUUAUGCAAGUGUUAGGAGAUCCGUCAUCAAGAACUUCUGCUGAAAAUAACAUCAGCAAUGACCUUAGUCAAGCAAAUAGUGCAAUUUCGAUUGAUUUUCCGGAACAAAUGACCAGCACAAUCGAUCUCAAAGUUGAUGUUCAUCGGAAGAACAGCUCUGAAUCCAGCGAAAGUAUUGGUGCCAUCGGUCACUCGCAAAAACCGUUCUCCGCAUCCGACGCACCAUUACCAAAGGAAUCGAAUCGACGGUCGUUAAAAAUCAAAAGUAAGUCUGAAGAAACGCCAGCGACGACAAAGCGCAGUCCCACAUCGGACGACAGCGAUAUUGCAAAGGCUGAAGAAGUUUUCGAUCAAAUUCGUGACAUUAGACAGCAACAGAAAGCACGUCUUCCGAGUAAAUAUCGUCGACAAUUGUCCAUUCAUUCGGAGCAAACUGGUAUGGGUCUGGUAUUUAGCGGUGAAUCUGCGCCCAGUUUGAAAUUACAGCGUCAUCGUAGCUCUGAGGCCAACGAGGAGCAUCGGCAUAAUCGACACAAUCGACAUGAUCGGCACAAUCAAGGCUUUUAUCACAAAAGUUCGCACCAACUACAAUCGGUUCCGUCGGACCUUCGCUACUAUAUUCGAGCCGAUGAAGAGAAACAGAAAUUGGGUUUGAAUCAACCGAACGUGUCGAUGCGCAAGGAUUCGAACUCAACAAUGUCAGCCAUUCAAUUGUCAACGGUGAGUGGCCCAUCUUCGGGUGGAAUGUUCAGUUCGUCAACACGACUGCGCAGACACUCAACUACAACUGGAAAGCCUUCAAUGCGUCGCAUAAAGAGCGCAGCCUUAGAAACUUGUUGUGCCCAACCAUCCGUGUCCAAUUUGUCAGCCCAUCCGAACAGUGUGGAAACCAUCGGUGGCCAGACCCUCAUAAAUCCACAACAUGCAGUAUUACCACCUCCCAGUAAAUCGUUGAUUCGAAAUCAACAUUCAAAUUUGUAUUCAAAGGACAAUCCUCUGUACAGUUGCACAAAGGACAACCAAUCAGCCUCGAAAAACACGUCACAGAUAAUCGAACCUGUCUAUCCAAUCGCUGAGCAAGCAGAUGAACGCUGCACUAACGACUGUUUUAUGUACAAUUCGGGUAGUGAUGAUGAUGAUGAUGAAGAUGAUGAGGACGAUGAGGAGGAGGAGGAGGAGGACGACGACGAAGAAUUACCGGAUGAUAAGCGACAGCGUUGCUCAACGACUAGUGAAUCAGAUAUUGAUCGUCCACCAACACAAUCGACAGACUCCGAUACAGAAAAUAAUGGAUCAAGAUCACCACUGCUGGAUAUGAAAACGCGCAAUGAAUCCACAAUUCUACCUUCGACGGAAAAGAAAACUCUAACGCAACCGGAAAAAUUAAAGAAAUCUUCUCCAUCUGAAGAAGAGGCCAUUGCCACGGCCACUGUUCUAGCUAAAUCCGAGAAUGCCAAAGGCGAAGAUUCUGGUUGCCCAUCAAGUGACUGUGCAAGUGCUAGCUCGAAGGAUUUACUACUGACACAAGACACUAACGAGUCGAAAAAGCAGACCGAAAGAAUGUGGUUCGACUUUAGCAUGGACUCAAACAACAUUUCUGUAGAUGUUACAGAUCCGGGAGAAGGCAGCUCCAAAAUGGUUAGUGGUACAACCGGUAAAGAGCCGAAAAAUCUUGGAGCAAUUCCGAAAACGUCGGUCGGUGGUUCUGCGCGAAAACAUCAGUCACGCGAUCGUUACUACGACGAGGUCGAUGAAAUUAUACGAAAUAAUGAAUUGAGUGUGGGUAAAACGUCUAGUCACACAUCAUCAGCUGCUUCGUCAACCCGAUGCAGCGGAGCGAGUUACGAAUAUGAACGUCCACCGAUCGACGUUCUACAUGAAACUGGCGAUGGUUGCGGCUGGAUACUACAAAGUGCAUUAUCAAAUAAUCCAAUACUAGCUGCAGCCCGAGGAGAUCCUCCACCGUUGUUGCCUGUUUAUAAUUCACGGCAAUCGAGUAUGUUUCCCGUGGCGCGUCCACCCGGUACUUUCUUGAAUCGUACGCGACAUCAUCCACCAAUGAUACGUCGUGAAACACGAGGUCGUCCCCAAAAUUCGUCUUUCGACACAACCGUCAGCUCGAGGGAUGAGGAAAAUUCAUCACGUGUUGUGUCUGGCUGGGAAUAUGAUAAUUUCGAAAUGCAACACUCGAUCAACGCUGACAUUCUGCUCAAGCAGCUGAUGGAGCACAAUAAAACGAAUUUGUCGGACAUUGUUCAGCAAGCGGAGGGUAGCAUACCGAUUAGUGAAUUUAGUGAAUCAGUGUUCCGUGAGUGUUGGCGACAUUACACAUUGCCGCCGGAGAAGCCAGUGCAACCGAAACGAUUUUACAAAUUUCCGUUUCAUUGUUUCGGUAAACAUGAACUCAAAAUUUCGAUGGAUCGUCUACAGCUGCUAGCAAUGUUUGAUCGGGAUUUGGGCUGGUUUCCGGCCAUUUUAGCAAUCAUUCUUGCCUCAUUGGUUUCCAUAUUGGGUUCGAUUGUGCUACGUUUGAAUAUCUACAAAGAUAUUUUCGCCUUCAUCUUUUGCUUCGUAAUCGCUGGCAGUCAAUACUCAUUGCUGAAGAGCGUUCAACCGGACGCAGCAUCGCCGAUUCAUGGCUUCAACAAAACCGUUGCUUAUUCUCGUCCAAUUUACUUCUGUCUGUGUUCAUCAUUGUUAAUAUUAGCCAAUCAUUUGAUCAGUGACACCAACAGUACCUACGGCACCAUCAUAUUAUUCAACAUUCCCAUUGCUCCGAACGAGGUGUUUCGAUUAGUGCAGUACAUGAUGUCAAUGAUUUUGUUGAUGAUGCCAAUAUUCUUCAGUCUUGGACUGUUUCCACAAAUCAACACAUUCCUCAUCUACAUGCUGGAACAGAUUGACAUGCAUUUAUUGGGUGGAAAUGCGGUGUGCAGUUUGCUAUCUGCAUUCCUAGGCGUACUACGUUCUAUGUUGGCAUGCUUUAUAUUGUAUGGACCGGUGUUCGGUGGACUGUCGGAACCGCGAGGCUCGCAACACAUUUUAUUUUCCAUUUUUUGUGCACUACUCAUUGCCAUAUCGUAUCAUUUGUCGCGCAGUGCUAGUGACUUUUCGUGCAUUUGGAGCUUAAUCAAAUCCAGUUUGUUCAUCCACACGGACGAUGACGAUGACGACAAGGAACCGUCAAAUGAAACCGAACAAGUCGAUCUAGACCACAAGAAAACGGAUAGUGAAACGCAACCGGUGAAUGUAAAAGGUUCCGAUUCGGAUAGCACAAACAAAGACUGUGAUCUGGAAGAUCCAUUGCCGCGAAAGCUUCAAUCGACCGUGAAUUCUCGAUUAAAGAAUGACUUUCUUGUGUGUAUUGUGAUGGGUGUCUUAGUGUUCAGCUUACACUGUACAACUGUGUUCACCGUGUUGCAACCGGAGUUGCUUGAUAUUAUUUGUAAAAUUGCGGCCCAAUUAGGCUUUGUGUUACACUAUUUUGUGCCGCAGAUGCGAAAACAUUUGCCGUGGUUGUGUGUGGCGCAACCGGUAUUGAAGCAAAAUGAAUUCGGACAGUUUGAGGCGAGGAAUGCAGCUAAAAUUAUGUGGUUCGAGAAGACGUACGUGUGCAUCUGUUUUUUUGAGAGAAAUAUCCUAUAUCCUCUACUGUUCCUGAGUGCAUUGACUGAAAAUUCGACGGUUAUUGCACAAAAAUUUGGCGUGGCACUCGGAUCGGCAAUUAUAGUCGUGUGUGGACUGAAGUGCGUUCGUAGCUCCUAUUCGGAUCCAUCAAGUCAAUACAUAAUCGUGUUAUUUUCUGUGUUACUGUUUGGUAGAGACUUUACAACGGCUAGUGAAACGUUUCUCGUGGACUAUUUCAUUGUCGCCAUUAUUUAUAAGAAAAUCAGCGAAUUUCUACUCAAAUUACAGUUCAUUGUAACGUACAUCGCACCCUGGCAAAUCACAUGGGGUUCAGCGUUCCAUGCAUUCGCUCAACCGUUCAGUGUACCACAUUCGGCAAUGUUGUUUUUACAAGCUGGCAUCAGUGCCCUGUUGUCCACACCACUGAAUCCUUUUUUAGGAAGUGCCAUAUUUUUGACAUCAUAUGUUCGUCCCAUUAAAUUUUGGGAACGUGACUACAACACACGUCGUAUUGACCAUUCGAAUACCAGGCUUGUGUCGCAGCUGGAACGAGAUCUGGGCGCUGAUGACAACAAUCUGAAUAGCAUUUUCUACGAGCAUUUAACUCGGUCACUGCAACAUUCCCUGUGCGGUGAUUUGCUGUUGGGACGUUGGGGAAAUGUUAGUCAAGGCGAUUGUUUUGUUCUCGCAUCAGACUACCUCAAUUGCUUGGUUCACGUAAUCGAAUUGGGAAAUGGAUUGUGUACGUUCCAAAUGAGAGGCCUAGAAUUUCGCGGCACAUACUGCCAACAAAGAGAAGUGGAAGCCAUAUCGGAGGGUGUCGAAGAGAACGAAGGAUGUUGUUGUUGUUCUCCCGGCCAUAUUCCACAUUUGCUCAGUAUGAAUGCCAUGUUUUCGACCAGAUGGCUGGCCUGGCAAGUUGUUCAAUCCAAGUAUAUUCUGGAAGGAUAUUCGAUAUCUGAUAAUUUGGCACAGGCGACAUUGCAAGUGUUCGAAUUUCGCAGGGUGUUGAUUACUUACUACAUCAAGAGCAUCAUUUUCUACACGAUUCGAUCACCCAAAUUGGAGGAAUGGUUGGAAUCGUCAGCCAUCCAAGAUUCCCUACAGCACACACUGGAACGGCAGUUCGUUGAUCUCGAUCCGAUUUUCAACCACAAUUUAGAUGCAGACUUUGAGAACCGAGCUUCCGGAAUAACUCGUGCAAGUUUCUGUGAUGUGUACAUGGACUGGAUUGAAUUUUGCUGUAUGAAACGUGCGGUACAUCAACAGGCCGCGGAGAAAACGGAAAACCAGCCUAGAACCACGUCAUCUACAAAUGUAUCGAAGGGACCAUCACCGUGGUCUUCGAACAAUCCUACACCAUCUCCUAGAGAUAAUGACAAGCCAGUCGAUGGGAAGAACAAUAAUGUUGGCGAAGCUAACAAUCGACGGACGGUUAUCCAUACAAGUCGUGAUUCACCUUUGAUCUCGUUGCUUCUUGCAUUGGGUCUUUUGGCCCGCAGAACUCUAGCCACUGCCAGUAACAGUUCAUUAGUCACAAACGUCGAGUUUUUUCUGCAUGGACUGCACGCACUAUUCAAAGGAGACUUUCGUAUAACUUCACCUCGCGACGAAUGGGUGUUUGCUGAUAUGGAUCUGCUGCACAGUGUUGUUGCUCCUGCUGUGAAAAUGGCACUGAAAUUGCAUCAAGACCAUUUUCUCAGUCCCGAAGAGUAUGACGAAGCCUUUGCCUUAUAUGAUGCCAUCACAACCCAUUCAAGAGAAUUGGUAAUAUCCCAUGAAGCCGAUCCACUGUGGCGAAAUGCUGUGCUUCGUGGUGCACCGAACCUGUUAGCUCUGCGCCAUGUCAUGGAAGAUGGUUCCGACGAAUAUCGAUUGAUUCGUCUGACGAAAAGAUUCCUUAGCUUCCGGGUGAUCAAAUUGAAUCGUGAAUGUGUGAGGGGACUGUGGGCUGGACAGCAACAAGAAUUGAUUUAUUUACGGAAUCGUAAUCCGGAACGUGGAAGUAUUCAGAAUGCUAAACAGGCUCUGCGGAACAUCAUCAAUUCGUCUUGUGAUCAGCCGAUAGGCUAUCCGAUUUAUGUGUCACCGUUGACAACGUCAUACGCAGAAACAAAUGAGCAGCUGAACAGUAUCGUUGGUGGUGCAAUAACGUUAGAAAAGAUUCAUAAAAUGGUGGUUGGAUUUUGCCAACGUGUACGGCAACGCUGUCGUGAAGGAUGUAGCAGCGGUAGUGCAACAUUGGAUACGGAAGCUGACAUACAAGGUGUUUAUUGCAAUGCUCCUACACCGAACAAUACUCUGUCUGGAACGACAGGCACAUUAUCCUACGGUAGUCAAAGUCUAUCGGGUGCCGGCAAUCGUGGUAGUUUAGCUAGUAUGGGUAAGCCGACGAAUUCGGCUCUUUUUGCGAAUCUGUUAAAUCGUGAGCGCGAACGUGAUAGGGAAACCGAACGCGAUAGUAUCAGGGAAAGAGGCACCAAACGACGUAGUUCUGGCAUCGCCAAAGCGGAACGUGAUAAUGAUAGAAGAGCAACGUUACCUGCCACUGCCACCGGUUCAAGUGAUCGUGAUCUAACUGUCAAAGAGACUGCCACUGGUGAUGCAAAGAGUCAUCCAAAUGCUAACGAAUCGUAUGUGAUGAUGACGUCGUUUUUAAAGCCGAACAGCUCGUUCUCGUCUGGUCAUUUGGGAGCACGAAAUACAUCGGCCAAUUCACGGAAUGUUUGCAUCAGCAUGGAUCGUAAAUCGAAAUCAGAAGAGCGACAAAGUAGCCGUGAACGUAUCGGCGGUGACAGUGAACAACUGGCAGCGGCAUUUUCACCGCCUCACAUUGAAUACCAAAAGAAAGUGAUAAUAGUCGAUUCGAGCGAAAUCUACGAUUGCCUGGACCUAGGCCGUCGAAUCGAUGUAGUGUGGCCAAAUGAAAUGAUGCGACUGUGCGGCGGACGAUCAUCAUGGGCCGACUGGAAGCCGCAAGAGGGUAUGGUUGGGUAUGUAGUUCACUAUUGGGUGCCCAAUCACCCGGACAACUAUUUCCGAUCCAAUUUCAAUCGAACGCUGUUCCUGAUUCAAAUCGGUGAUAAGUACGUUCCCGUUGGUGAGAAUGGUGUCAAGGAGUACAAUACGGUCGGAUCGGAUGAACGCAUUAAAAUUGUGCAUAUGCCGAAGGAGGAAUUGAAAUUGGAUGUGGAUGAGCACGACAUUUUGGAAGAGAAAAGCGAAGGUGAGAGUGUCACCGAAGAUUAUGUAUUGUCGGCGGAUCAUAGUGCGUGAAGUUGUCACGAUGCUGUGCCACAUUAUCGACAAAUAAAAUAACUCCAAUGUGCAUAGUGUAAAUAGUGUAAAAAGAGAGUACUAGUGACGUCCGGUUGGUUAGUUUUAGGUGUAGCUAGGACCGUUUUUUUAUUUUGAAAGAAACCAAUUUUAUGAAGUACAUGCCAAAUAAUAUUUUAAAUUAAUUUUUUUGAAA
Bradysia coprophila is the source of this 7633-nucleotide messenger RNA. RefSeq names its product pecanex (gene pcx). Gene Ontology annotation, cellular component: endoplasmic reticulum; membrane. Lineage: Eukaryota; Metazoa; Arthropoda; Insecta; Diptera; Sciaridae. Gene Ontology annotation, biological process: endoplasmic reticulum organization. The record is from RefSeq and is a predicted model, not a curated record.